This is a messenger RNA of Plectropomus leopardus (leopard coralgrouper), 322 nucleotides long. The record is from RefSeq and is a predicted model, not a curated record. NCBI's taxonomy places the organism in Eukaryota, Metazoa, Chordata, Actinopteri, Perciformes, Serranidae.
CUGUGAUUGUUUCCUGUCGGGUUUUUCCAGUACUGUUCGUCGCUUCGCCACUCUGUUCGUCAACGUGAACGUGACCUCUGAACCCCACGAGGUGUCGGCUCUGUGGUUCCUCUGGUACGUGAAGCAGUGCGGAGGAACCAUGAGGAUCUUCUCCACCACGAACGGAGGACAGGAGAGGAAGUUCUCAGGCGGCUCCAGUCAGAUCAGCGAGUGCAUGGCCAAAGAGCUGGGAGACCGAGUGAAGCUGCAGUCUCCGGUCUACAGGAUCGACCAGGGCGGAGACGUGGUCGUGGUGGAGACGCUGGACAAAAAGACCUACAAA